AAAAGACAUCCAUCAUGCUUGAAAUCCACAGUGUUUUACCGCACAAUAUAGGCAAAUUUUAUAAACAGUUCAAGCAAGCUUUUCACAGCAUGAAAUUUGGCUUAAAAUCGUCAACUAUAUAAAAGCUGUUGUGUGUUUUCAUGUUUCAUCUUCAAAAAUGGGACUGAGCUGCGGAUACAGAUGCUUGCAGUUACUGCUUAUCAUAUUCAAUAUUGGAGUUUUUAUAUGUGGCAUUGGGCUCAUUGCAGCAGGUGCAUAUGCACUCAGCUCCGUUGUUAAUCACUGGAAAGACGUAGAGCCUUCUCUUCAAUAUCUCAUAAUCUUUACCAUCGCACUGGGAUGUAUUAUUUUCCUUCUCGGAGCACUAGGAAUGUUUGGCGCAUGUACGAAAAGUGUUUGUCUCUUAACAACGUAUUGUAUCCUUCUUGUGCUUUUAAUUAUUGGCCAGGUAGCAGCUGGAAUAAUUGCAGUUAAGCAAAAGCCAAAGAUUAAAGAAAAAGUUUCUGAAGCCUUGAGUUCACUUGUAAGACGCUUCUAUACUGAUGAACAUGUAAAAAAAGUCUUGGACGAAAUUCAGCAUAAGUUACAAUGUUGCGGUGCCAAAUCUUGGUCUGACUAUGGAACAGCGAUACCACCAUCAUGUUAUGAAGGUACAACUCUUCAUGCGGAGGGAUGUAUUAAAAGGGUCAGUGAAUUGGCUAAAAAGAAUAUGAAUGCCAUCAUAGUGUGCGUAUUCGUUUUUGCAUUCCUACAAGCAAUCUGCCUAGUAUUCGCCAUCUGUGUUCUUAUGGCAAUAAAACAAGGGAAUGAUGAUUGAUUUCAAACAUCGAAGGUAAAUAUACAGUCUGUAUACAGGGAGUCAAGAGACAGAACCUGAAAUGAAGCGAAACAUUAACGUAUAUAAUUUAAAUUAUAAUGUACUUUUCUAAUUCAUCUACAUUGUCUACAUUCUCCUUGGAUUUACACUCUGAAAAUCCUACAUACUAGGAAAUCUUUUCCAAUAAUCCGUGUAACAUUACUAAUUCUGUCUAUAUCUUUAAUUACACAGUAUCGAAACUUUUUUUAUCUAUGUGACUGUCUGUUUCUAUCUUGAAUGUAUACCGAGGUCUGUUGAAGUUUCAAAUAAAAUAAAACUGAAAGCAUC
This is a messenger RNA of Trichobilharzia szidati, 1144 nucleotides long. The record is from the annotation of a GenBank genome assembly. NCBI's taxonomy places the organism in Eukaryota, Metazoa, Platyhelminthes, Trematoda, Strigeidida, Schistosomatidae.